Molecule: messenger RNA, 1421 nt
Organism: Saprolegnia parasitica CBS 223.65
Lineage: Eukaryota; Oomycota; Saprolegniomycetes; Saprolegniales; Saprolegniaceae
Exons: 9
Coding region: 1-1374 (457 amino acids)
Biological process (GO): calcium ion import across plasma membrane
Cellular component (GO): membrane
Molecular function (GO): monoatomic ion channel activity
Source: RefSeq, a predicted model, not a curated record
AUGUUGAAGUCGUGUAGGUUCUGGCCGUUCAAGAUCGUCAACCUCACGCUGCUCUUUUGCACGGCCUUGUACUUUCUCAGCACCGAGCUCCGCGAGCUGCGCGGCGACACGGCGGCCCUGCUUGACCCGACGGACAAGAGUGGUCAGCGCGUCCGCUGGUCGUCGUCGACGUACCUCACGUCGUUUGUCAACUGGUACCGCCUCGUGGUCUACUUGAUCAUCGCGAUUGGCUAUGUGCCGUGGGAAAUCGGCGCGUACGAAGCGAACGUGCCGACGUUCUGGCACGUUUGUCUAAGCACGUUUCUGUCACUCUCGCUGUGGGUACUCUCGCUCGAGUUUUUACAAGUGCAUCCAACGACCGGCUACCUCUUGCCUAUGAUCCGGGGCCUCCUCAUUGACGUCGGCAACUUCAUUUUGCUCUACGGCGUCUUGCAAUGGGGGCUUUCGUGUGCCUACCUCCACAUUGUGCAGCACGAACCAGACGCCACGGGGUUUGGCAUUUGGUUUCGCGCGUUUACGUUUGCGUAUUUUGUGCUCUUUGGGGAAUUUCGACUCGACGAAAACUUCAAGUCGGACGACAGCGUGCUCUUGACAUUCUUCCGCAUUCUCGCGCAGAUCCAAGCCGCCAUCGCGUCCGUCUUGCUCAUGAACAUGCUCAUCGCGAUGAUGAACAAGCGCGUGCUCGAAGGCCUCGAGAAGGCCAAAAUUCAAGCCCUCGCCAGCUACGCCAACUGCAUCCUUCGGCUGGAAAUGGCCAUGUCGCCGUCGACGCAGACCAAGGUCAUGCACCUCGCCGAUGUCGACGGACACGAGUGCUUGAACCCGCUCUUCUUUACGCCUCUAGCCCGAACCGAGGUGGCGCUGAGCCCUGACGAUUUGGUCACACUCGACACGUUAAAAACGCACCAGCUGUCGUGGCGCCGGGUCCUCGAGAGCCUCCAGUCGCUGCUGCUGGAAGAGCUCGAGACGCCUCUUCUGGAGACGUGCGAGCAGCAACUGACAGCGCAGUUCAGCCUCUUCCUGCACAAGCCGCAUGUGAAUCUGCUCAGCGCGCCGCGCCUCUUGGCGCAGCUGGUCCUCUCGCUCUCGGCGAUCCUCUCGACCGUCGACGGGCUGCGUCCGCACCACAUGGCGCACCUCGAGCAGCACGUCUGGCCCGCGUUUCAGGCGAAGGGUGCGCAGCUGGCGGCGACGGCCCGCGACGCCUUGAACUACGAGGCGGCGACUGGCCACUUGGCCGUGGAGCGGCAGCUGCGAGCGAUGGACGAGCGCCAUCAGCGGCAGCUCGAGGCGCAGCAAGCCGUCUUUGCGGAACAGCUCCAGACGCAGCGGCUUGCGACUGACGCGCAGCUGAUGGCGAUGGAGAGACGGUAAGGCGCGGGGCAUUCCCUCAGUCCGUGCAUGAACUCGCAACCAUGGUG